Molecule: messenger RNA, 721 nt
Organism: Triticum aestivum (bread wheat)
Lineage: Eukaryota; Viridiplantae; Streptophyta; Magnoliopsida; Poales; Poaceae
Product: E3 ubiquitin-protein ligase RNF181-like
Exons: 1
Coding region: 195-617 (140 amino acids)
Biological process (GO): protein ubiquitination
Cellular component (GO): cytoplasm
Molecular function (GO): ubiquitin protein ligase activity
Source: RefSeq, a predicted model, not a curated record
UGUUUCCGAUCGAUCGCUCCUACGAUCCAAGCCCGAAGCACUAUAAGUAAACUGCCGCACGCUCGCAUAUUCCCAUUGCCUCCCAAAGCAUCGAUCUCCUGCGAUCAGAUCCGGUUUCACUUCACCAUCACGUACGUACCUACGUACGUAGCCGGCGAGGAACUGAUCAAGCUCUUCGAUUUCUCUCAAGCGCGAUGGCUAGCUUGAUGCCAUCGCUUGCCAUGAACCUGCCACAAGAAGAAGGUGGUCACGAGGACUCCGCGUUCGUCGGCGUCAUGGGAGAUCCAGACGACCCGGAGUUGGCCGCGUUGGUGGCCGAGGCGCUCAAGACGGUGGACGCGCCCUGCGACGAGGAUGAUCUCGGCUGUCCAAUCUGCUUGGAGGAGGACGACGCCGCGGCGUGGAAGGAGACGCCGUGCGGGCACCGGUUCCACGGGCGGUGCGUAGAGAGGUGGCUGCAGGAGAAAGAGAGCUGCCCCAUGUGCCGUCGCGAGGUCGUCACGGCGCCCGCCGCCACCGCAGAUUGUACCGCUGCAUUCCUAGAUUUCUUGUGGGUGGCUACCUUGCGGUUGCAUGUGUUUGGCGUCGUUCCUACGGACGACAUGGAAACUGAUUAGGGUGAGCUUCCGGUCGAUCGUCGGGCACCAGGCUCAAAGCUCAGAUGCUUUGAUCGAGAUCGGUCUCGAAUCGAAGGCACCUUACCAUCUUGCCAUACUUUGGU